Messenger RNA from Ostreobium quekettii, 771 nucleotides. Lineage: Eukaryota; Viridiplantae; Chlorophyta; Ulvophyceae; Bryopsidales; Ostreobiaceae. The record is from the annotation of a GenBank genome assembly.
AUGGCGCCGACCAAAGGCAAGCCAGCCACGCCCGCGCCGGCCGCCAAGGCCGCGACCACCAUUCCGGAGACCCUUCUCAAGAAGCGGAAGCGGGAGGAGGAGUGGGCUGCCAAGCGGGCGGCCGCCCGGCUGGAGGGGCAGAAGAAGCACAACGACAAGCAGAGGGAGGUGUUCAAGAGGGCGGAACAGUACGUCAAGGAUCACAGGGCGCAGGAGAGGGACUUGGUACGCCUUCGCCGUGCAGCCAAGGCAUCCGGUGGGUUCUACGUGGAGCCCGAGGCCAAGCUGGCUUUCGUGAUAAGGAUAAAGGGAAUCAACAAGAUGCAUCCAAAGACCCAGAAGAUCCUGCAGCUGCUGCGACUCCGGCAACUCUACAAUGGCGUGUUCAUCAAGAUCAACAAGGCCACAGUGAAGAUGCUGCGGCUGGCAGAGCCCUACAUCGCAUGGGGCUACCCAAACCUCAAGUCUGUCCACGAGCUGAUCUACAAGCGCGGCCAUGGCAAGGUGAAUGGGCAGAGGAUUCCCCUCACGAACAACGAUAUUAUUGAAAAGGCCCUUGGGGAGAAGCACAAUAUCAUUUGCAUUGAAGACCUGGUCCACGAGAUCUACAGUGUGGGCCCCGCUUUCAAGGAGGCCAACAACUUCCUGUGGCCCUUCAAGCUCCAGUGCCCACGGAAGGGCGUCUCCCACAAGAGGAGGCACUUUGUGCAGAAUGGCCAGUUCGGCAACCGUGAGGACCUCGUGAACGAUCUCAUCAGGAGAAUGAACUGA